AAAAAGCAAAAUAAAAAAUAAAAUUUAUUUGAUUUUAAGAUUUUUGCCAAUAAAACGAAAAUGUCCAAUACUCCGCCUAGAGGUUCCCUAUUCGCCGAGGGACGACGCUAUUCAAAAAGUCCAUUGGAUAUGCCAGUGGAUCAUAGGCGCACCACCAUUUACUCUCAGGGUAUAGUAAAAGCUGAACGCUAUUCUCUUGAUGAAGAUGUGCCCAUUACCAGCAAAACUUGCCCACAGUCGAACCAAGAAUAUGGUCUGUAUUUCAAAAAGUUGGCUAUUGAAAAAGAAAAACUGCCCCAUUUUGAUUAUCCUAUUGAGACUGAAAGAUGGCUGACGCUGACAAGGAAAAAUGGUAAACUACAUAAAUUUCCCUUUGGGGCGGUAUUGCCAAAAGUUCAUCUGGAAAAAAGACCUCGGGCCAAGCAAUUGCCCCGAGAUGUGGCUACGGAACGACGCAGAUUUCUAUACAGUAGAGUAAAUCUGAAAGAAGAACUGCAAAAUGAAGGGGUCUCCUGUAUAGAGCUCUUACCCACCGAAGAACAAUACUAUAUGCUAUCCGAGAAUGCUUUUGAACAUUUUCUGCCCUUGAGCUUUUUUGAUGACACGGAUUUUGAUGGUCAUUCCCCUAAGGCAUGGCUAAAGUUGGGUGAGGUGGCCGAAGAGCAACAGAUAUAUCCUUUGCCAGCUAAGGCAUUUCUACCGAUCAAUCAAAGCCUCAUGGAGUACGAGUGGCAAGAUGCUGCCGUAAGUGGUUACGAGAGUGGCUCUGGUAAGUGGAGUGCUAUGGUUUUGGCUGAUGAGCGCGUUUACCAAGUGCCCAAGAUUCAAAUAAUGUUUUUGGCUGAAAAUCCUUGGAUCUUUGUGAAACGCUUGAAACUCGCUAUUGCCGAACGCAACAAAGCCGAGACAUUGCUAAUGAUGAAAUCUCUGGUGGAUUGUUUUCUACUGCUGGACAUAAAGAAAGACCAGUGCUAUACAAACGAAUUAGUCGAUAGGCUCAUGGCAAAGGUGGCUAUCAACGAAGGUGUAUUUUAUCAAGAACUACGCUUGGAGAUAUGUUUAUUAGAGGAACGUUUAAAGGCUUGUGAUGAACUGAAGCAAUUAGUUAAAUUGACUCCCGAUGUAUAUGCAAAAUUUUCGGAGAAUAUUAUCAGAAGUUAUUUGCCUAAACAUUUUCCUGCGCUUACCACAACUAAGGAGAGAUCAAUUAUCCAUCAAAUGGAAAUACAAAUAGCUGAACGAAAACACAGUGUGCUGACCUAUUCCCUUUAUUAUACGCAAGGAGGCAUUAUUGCCAUGUCCCAUGUUGCCACAGAAUGUUUGUUCAUAGAAUCCAUGAACCUUUUUGUUUGCAACCCCACCAAGGCUAUGCCGCUGUCUGAAUUUCUCACUGUUCAACAGCAGCAAAGUACUCAAGUGUCCAACUAUUUGAAGCAAACCUGGCCCACUAAGAUUGCCUUCGGCAUAACCAGUGUUCUACAGGUGGUGGGCGGGUGGUUGGACAUAAAUCUCCACCUAUGGAGUGUCUAUGAAAUGUGCAAGAUAUUUCGCUUCUUAAUACAAGUCAAAUUUCGCAUGCAAGAUUCCAUGCAAGUACUGCUAGAAACAUCCAUAGAUCACUUUGUCUAUCUGCUAAGUGAUCCCUGCUUGCCAUUUCUGUCGUUGGCCCAGGACUAUCAUUGGACCAGUGAUUUUAUAAAUUCCGAAUUUCCUUAUGCCAAGGCCAUAUUUUCUUUGGUGAUCUCGGUGAAUGAGAACAAAGAGGUGAUAUAUUCCACCCAACCUGAAGAAUUUGCUUCCGCCUUAAAAGAGGUAUUCAAAAAGUCUUUGGAAAAGACCAGCGGUGUGAGGCGCAUCGAUGCUGAAACCAUGACCAAUCUACAGUUUGCUCCCGAUCUUUUUAUACUCACCGUCGAGACUGUAGAAGAUCUAUUUGUGCGUUGCAAUGAUCUUCUCCAUCAGUGUUAUACGAAAGGCAUAGUCCCUCUGCGUUCCUAUGCCCAUAAAUAUGAUCGCUUUGUGGAUUUCUAUUUGCUACAAGUGUCCUCUUAUAUGUCAGAGUAUAGGGCUGCCCAAAAGCCCUCCAUGCAAGUAAAAUUGGAUGUAUUGGAGCAUAAACGUUGCAAGGAAGAGAUGCGUGCCAUUCUUCCCUCCUCCAUUACCAUUGGACCCUUUCUGGUUAUUGUGGAACCCAUGAAACAGUACAUGAUACGCAAACGCAUAGAAAUCGUUAGACUCAUCUUGGCCUACUAUGUGGAACGCAUGUAUGACAUCAAUGAGGCUUUACUCGAGCGAUGCCAAAACAUCUACAAUCGCAUUGAUGCUAGGCCUCAGAGUAUAGAACAUCUGUUUGAAAUACGUGACUUUGCCUCCACCAUACCCGAGCUAGUGGAGCAACUGAGUGGUGAUAUACAAGUUAUGUGGAUUGAAUACGAAAUGCUGGAUGGCUUCUUCUAUAAUUUGCCCGAUCAUCAAUUUGCCAUGAAAUGGGAGGCCUAUGCCUGGCCCAAGAAUAUAAAUGACCGUUUAAAUUCGCUAUGGGCUGAACAGGAGUUGGAUGUUCAAGAGUUCAAACGUUUACAUUUGAGUGAGUGCAUUGACUUCAAGGAACGUCUAGAAUCUCUUAAGGAUGAAAUUGAACAGUUUUCUUUGAAGUUUGAUGUGAAAAAGGUCAUGGAGAUUACGGUGGAGAUCAAGAAAACCUGGAAAACUAUUCAAGACUUCCAAAAACUUGGCGAAAUUCUGCGCUACCGCCAAGAACUGUUCGAAUUAGAGGAAUUCUCUUUGGAAAAUCUUAACAAUACCAUAAAAGAUUUUUUGCCAUAUAAAAAUUUAUGGUAUGCCUGUCAUGAUCUUGUGAAACUAGAGGAAGCCACUAUUGGAAAUCCUCUGGUCAAUAUUGAACUCGGCGAUGUUGGAGAAUCCAUAGAGGCCAUUACGAAUUCAUUGCAUAAAUCAUUGAAUGAGUUUAACCAGAAACCUGACAUUCAAAAUGUGGCCUAUUAUUUUCUCCAGGUUAUGGAUGAGUUUUUGCCAAAGUAUAAUGCCAUCAAAAAUUUGAAAAACGACAAUUGGAUCUAUAUGCACUGGCAAGAGUUGGGCCAGCGUUCGGGCAUGGACAUCAAGUACUCCAUGGCUAUGAAUUUUCACUAUUGUAUGCGUAAGGGUAUAAUGGAUCAUCUGGAGCUGGUUCAUGAGAUAUCGGAGAAGGCUACAAAUGAGGCAGAUGCUAUACGCAAGGCACAGGAGGAAGAGGAAAGACGUAAAGAGGAGGAAAGACAGGCCAUAUUAAUGCGUAAAGCUAUGAUGAAAUGUCGCAGAGAUAUUUUAUAAAUGGCUAAAUCUUAUGGUACUUGUUUAAAUCGAUUUAAAAAUAAAAUAAAUAAUUAUAUAUUACACUGUGGAGCCUUAAA
Molecule: messenger RNA, 3413 nt
Organism: Stomoxys calcitrans (stable fly)
Lineage: Eukaryota; Metazoa; Arthropoda; Insecta; Diptera; Muscidae
Gene: sac
Product: dynein axonemal heavy chain 1
Exons: 2
Coding region: 61-3333 (1090 amino acids)
Biological process (GO): microtubule-based movement
Cellular component (GO): dynein complex
Molecular function (GO): dynein intermediate chain binding; minus-end-directed microtubule motor activity; dynein light intermediate chain binding
Source: RefSeq, a predicted model, not a curated record